UUCUUUUCUUUGAUUACAAAUCCACGUUUUAAGGGUGCCGCGUUGCAGCCGCGUGGUGUUAGAUACUCUGAUGUAAUUAAAUCAUACAUUCUGUGAUAUUACAGCUGUUAGGAAUGAAAUUUUAAUCCUCACAGUUUAUUUAAUAAUUUUAUACAAAUACUCUCCGAUAUGAUUGAAUCAAGCUUUAUGAGUUCCAGUGUCUGGGAUUCUGAACUUUUUCAAACUGGAAAUGUAUUUGAUGCUUCCUCACAUUUAGACCUAAAUUGUGAUUUUGACAGCACCAGGGAUGAAUUGAUGUCUGGGUACUCAACUCCAAAUGACGCUAGCUCAUGUUCAUCCGAUUAUGAUGGAUUUGUAAUGCUGGAUGAUUUUGAUAAUUUCUUUCAUCUGUCUGACUCAUUUGUCUCUGAAAUUUUAGAUAAUAGUGUUACAGGUAUUUCUGAACUAGAUCGAGUAUCAUCUGUGGAUAGUCCCCAAAAAGAUGCAACAGUUUCUAGUUAUAAUCCUGGAACUAGUGCGCAAAGAAAUGCUAUUGACUAUUUAUUAUCGUCAAAAUUAUGGUCCCAUAUGUCUCCUGCAGAACAGCUAAACACAUUACAUGCUUUAUCAGAAGUUACAUAUUACAUGGGAUUGCGUGAACAGAUGGAAAUUAUAAAAAUAAUUGACCCAACAGCUAUAAUAGCACCUGAUUGCAAAGAAUUUGCAUUAGAUAGCACAAACUUAGACGACUUAAAACUGAAAAAAAUUGUUAAUUUUAUCAUGAAACAGAGACUUCAUUUAAAGAAUUCCUCACAGUCAUUAAACAACUUUUCCUCUUUAAGUUCUAAAAACAAAAACAGUUCUUCAUCCACGUUGCUUUCUAGCAAAAAUGAUAGUACAUCUUUUGCUAGAACAAAAAGGAAAUCGCAAAAGAAGCAGAGGAAUAUUUUAUUUAAUGGGGAAGAGAAAGAGAAAAAUCUUAAACGAAUAAAACAGACAAGAAAAGAAAGACGAAGUGGUUUUUUUGUAUAUGAAAAGAAGAUGGUUAUCAAUCGAGCACUUGAAGAUGAAGAUAUAAAUAUACUAGAGUAGAGGAAGAGAAAUAACAAAAACAAUUUCAUCAGAGUAUUUUCGCCGUGUGAUCUCUGUUAAAACUUCUCAUUCUAGUUGGUUGCUGUUCAAAAUCAGUGGUUAUAAUAUCAAGAAUUAAUUUGUUACGGGUUAGUGAGGAGCUUCAAUUUAUCUGUAAAAUAUAUUGAUGUGAAAUAAGUGUCAAUUUAAUAUUGUUAAUCUGCAUGAAUUAUUCAAAAAGUUAUAUUGUAGUUUUAGAUCUUCUCUCAUGAAAUGUAUAAUAUAUAUCUGUUCUAUUGAUUAUUGAUACAUUUUCCACCAAUUGCUUUCCAGCCUAUAUUGUUGGGUAUACUAAUAGCAAACUUUUUAUUUGUUAAUGAAUUUUGAAAUGUGAAUAUUUUGUUUUAAUUUAAUGAUAAGUUUUAUUCCAUUUAAUGUUUGAACCAAUUUUUUUUUCAAAAUGACUGAAAUUGUUAAAAAAAGGAAUUCAGCUUAUCGUUUGAUUGUUAUUGAAAACCUUAUCUUUUACAUUUGUUGAAAUACUUUUGGAAAUGCCUUGCACUAAGUCAAUGAACUAUAAAUAUACUUUGACACUACAAUGUUAUAGAAAGAUGAAUUUCUUUAUAUUGAUUAUAAUUGUUAUGGAUUAUUAUAUUAUUGUUAUUAUUAAUUAAUAUCAACUUAAUGAAAUCAAAUUACCAAAUCUUAAUCAUUUAUUCAAAAUCGAAAUUUGUUUUGUUCAAUCUUAUUGUUUUGUCAAUUGAUUGUGGUGUUGUAUUUUCUGACUUUAUGAAUCAUUCAAGGUUAAUUUCUAAAUGCACUAUAUAAAAAAAAAAGUAAUUUCUAGUUAUAGUUUGCCCAUAAUAUCAGCAAAUUAAGGCUGAAGUUUAAUUACAUUUUUUUAUUUAAGAUUUAGAUGGGGGGGGGGGUCAUAGCAAUAUCUGUUAAAUUCUGGGACCAUUAAUUGUAACAAAUUUUAGCAUGAAAAGCAUCUGAACUUUUUGUGUGGUUUUCUGAGGCGGUAAAAUUUAUUUUGAUUUUGACUAGUAUGUAACUGGAAUCAAAGAAGUACACAGUGAUUCAUAGUUGGAAUUCUUAUUUAUUACCCAUAUAUGUUGCACUGAAGUGUGUUCUUUUGUACAGAAUAUAUUGUUAUGUAAAUUUGUGUAAGUUUCUAUUCCAAAUAUGAAUCGGUUCAUCCUUAUUACUAAUUAAUACCAAUCGUUGUAAUAGGUUAUUGAGUUUAAUUUGUUUUCUUCAGUUGCUUAUGUAGUUCUCAUUCAGUAGUUCACAAAAUGGCAGUUUAAGAUAAAAAUUAAAAUUUUAGCUUUUUUUUUUAAUAAUUUACACAGGGGUUGAAGUCAGCUAAGAAUGAAAAAGAUUUUUUUAAACAGAAUUAUGGUGGGCAUUUCUAAAAGUUCUUUUGAACUAAGAUAAAUAUUUAAGUGUUCGAGGCAGUUAAUCUUUAUUUUAAAUACUCUAUAACAAAUGCUCCGUUUUAUACCACAUACUCUGUAGUAAAUAACAUUUUAGUUAUUAAAUUGUUCGAAGCAGUUAAUUUUUAUUUUAAAUACUCUUAACAAAUGCUCAGUUUUAUACCACAUACUCUGUAGUAAAGAACAUCUUUAUCUAAUAUCAAGUUUAUUAAACUUGUUAUCAUGUACAGUAGAUGAGAAUUUUGCUUAAACUAAUCCAAUACUGGUUAUUUUUAGUUUUUUUAGGUUGUAUGUGCAAAAAAAAAAAAAAAAAAAAAAAAAAAGGUUUUUGCUUACAUGAGGUUUUUUUUUUAAUUUUAUGAAUGUUUUUGAUUUGAAUGAAUGGAUAUAUAAGAGAAAAAUUCAUGACCAGUAUUGGAUCUGCUUUAUUGUGUAUUGUUGAAAAAUUGCUCUUCGUAAAUUAAUUUCUUGAAAAUUUUUUCAAAUUAAAGUCUUAUAGAAUUGUGUGAAUUAUGGGAUCGUGUUUUCAUAUGAGGUUCGGAAUAUUAGAAAGAAUAAUGACUAUUCAAAUUUGGCUGCAAAUUGCAUAUAUUAAAAAAAGAGACUUAUUAAUGAUUUAAAUGACUUAGUUAGAAAAUGACUGAAUUUUUGAAUUUGAGAACAUCUGAAUUGUAAAUUUGACUUUUUUUUCUACUUUUUGUAAAUUUGAAUAAUAAACUGUUCAGUUUUGUA
Argiope bruennichi is the source of this 3218-nucleotide messenger RNA. Its product is annotated as protein FAM199X-like. The coding region runs from base 169 to 1071 and encodes 300 amino acids. Lineage: Eukaryota; Metazoa; Arthropoda; Arachnida; Araneae; Araneidae. The transcript is spliced from 7 exons. The record is from RefSeq and is a predicted model, not a curated record.